Messenger RNA from Emys orbicularis (European pond turtle), 3555 nucleotides. RefSeq names its product solute carrier family 4 member 5 (gene SLC4A5). Gene Ontology annotation, cellular component: plasma membrane. Gene Ontology annotation, molecular function: sodium:bicarbonate symporter activity; monoatomic anion transmembrane transporter activity; solute:inorganic anion antiporter activity. Gene Ontology annotation, biological process: regulation of intracellular pH; transmembrane transport; bicarbonate transport. Bases 1 to 3555 code for a protein of 1184 amino acids. Lineage: Eukaryota; Metazoa; Chordata; Testudines; Emydidae. The record is from RefSeq and is a predicted model, not a curated record. The transcript has 27 exons.
AUGAAGGCAGUUCCUGUCCAAAAGGGGGAACUGACAGUCCGAGCAAGACUGAUGCACCCAAGACAGGAUGCCCUGGGCAGCACAGAAGGGGGACCAGCUCUCUCCUCUCGUGGUUCAAUCAUGAUGGAUGAGGAUGAUGGAUUGAGUGAAAGAGGUCUCAGCAACUCCAGGAAGAGAUAUGAUGAUGAUGAAGACUACCAUUCCAUUUACAUCGGGGUGCCAAUGCCACGGGGCUACAGGAGGAAAAGGCGCAGACGGAGAUCCACCUCCAGCCGGGAUAAAACCAGCGAGAAUGAAAGGCUCUAUGAGCGCCAGGACCGAUCAGAUACCGAUGAAGGAGGGCAAGCAAGCUACGACAAUGGGAAUGACAAUGCCAGCAGGACGAUGUCUCCAGCUGCUGAACGCCUUCGUUACAUCCUGGGUGAAGACGAUGACCCUCCAAACCCCACCCUGUUCACUGAGAUGGACACACUGCAGCACGACGGGGAAGAAAUGGAGUGGAAAGAAUCUGCCAGGUGGAUAAAGUUUGAAGAAAAGGUGGAAGAAGGAGGGGAGAGAUGGAGCAAACCUCAUGUGUCAACGUUAUCUUUGCACAGCCUGUUUGAACUACGCACGUGUCUACAGACAGGGACGGUGCUCCUAGACUUAGAUGGCUACUCCUUACCACAGAUCAUCGAUGAUGUUAUUGAAAAGCAGAUAGAGGAUGGUCUGCUCAAGCCAGAGCUGAGAGAGAAAAUAAGUUACGUGCUCCUGAGGAAACACCGCCACCAGACCAAGAAGCCAAUCCACCGAUCCUUGGCAGACAUUGGCAAAUCGGUCUCGUCCAACACAAAUCGCAGUCCUGUCCGGAGCCCAGCAGCAGGGGCCAGCUUCCACCGCUCCACCGAAGAUCUUAGAAUGAGACAGAACGCAAAUUAUGGACGUUUACGCCAUGCGCAAAGCAGAAGCAUGAAUGACAUUACAGAUACACCAAGCACAGAUCAGGUACUAAAAAAUAAAUUCAUAAAGAAGAUCCCCAAAGACGCGGAAGCCUCCAAUGUCCUGGUGGGAGAGGUGGACUUCCUGGAGAAGCCAUUCGUGGCAUUCGUGAGGCUCAUACAGUCCACCAUGCUGGGCGGGGUGACGGAAGUUCCCGUUCCCACUAGGUUCCUUUUUAUUCUCCUGGGUCCUUCAGGAAAGGCAAAAUCCUACAAUGAAAUCGGCCGAGCUAUCGCCACCCUCAUGGUAGAUGACCUUUUCAGUGAUGUGGCCUACAAAGCCAGGGACCGAGAUGACCUGAUUGCAGGAAUAGAUGAGUUUCUGGAUGAAGUGAUUGUCCUCCCGCCAGGGGAGUGGGAUCCAAACAUUAGAAUAGAGCCACCCAAAAAAGUACCUUCCGCUGAGAAGAGGAAAUCAGUGUUCUCGCUGAACGAAGCAGGGCAGAUGAACGGCACCGCGGGAGGAGCGGCAGGAGGGGGCGGCGGCGGAGGGGGCGGCAGUGGCAGUGACGACGGAGACAUGCCAGCUGUGCAUGAAGUUGGGGAAGAGCUUGUCUGGACGGGCAGGUUUUGCGGCGGCCUGUAUUUGGAUAUCAAGAGGAAGCUGCCCUGGUUCCCCAGUGAUUUCUACGAAGGCUUUCAUAUCCAGUCUAUCUCCGCCAUCCUCUUCAUUUACCUGGGCUGCAUCACAAAUGCCAUAACAUUUGGGGGGCUGCUUGGUGAUGCUACAGACAACUACCAGGGGGUCAUGGAGAGCUUCCUCGGCACGGCGAUGGCGGGCUCCCUGUUCUGCUUCUUUGCCGGGCAGCCGCUCAUUAUCCUGAGCAGCACAGGGCCCAUCCUCAUCUUCGAAAAGCUACUCUUCGACUUCAGCAAAGGCAACAGCAUAGACUACAUGGAGUUCCGUCUGUGGAUCGGAUUACACUCUGCCCUACAGUGCCUUAUCUUGGUGGCUACAGACGCCAGCUUCAUUAUAAAGUACAUCACACGCUUCACUGAGGAGGGGUUCUCCACCCUCAUCAGCUUUAUAUUCAUCUAUGAUGCUAUCAAGAAGAUGAUCGGCGCCUUUAAGUAUUACCCUAUCAAUGCAGACUUCAAACCAGACUACGUGACCAUGUACAAAUGCGAGUGCAUUGCUCCUGACCCAGUGAAUACAACAUUGUUCAAUGCUUCAGCUCCGCUGGCACCAAACAACACUAACAUUUCUGUGUACAAUGCUAUUAAUGUAACAGCUCUGGACUGGACCCAGCUGAGUAAGAAGGAAUGUCUAAAGUAUGGCGGAAGCCUAGUAGGGAAAUCCUGUAAAUUUGUUCCUGACUUAGCCCUCAUGUCCUUCAUCCUCUUCUUUGGGACUUAUUCCAUGACUGUAACGCUGAAGAAAUUCAAGUUCAGUCGCUACUUUCCUACAAAGGUCAGGGCCUUCAUUGCUGAUUUUUCCAUUGUCUUCUCCAUUCUGCUGUUCUGUGGAAUAGAUGCCUGGUUUGGCCUGGACACUCCAAAGCUGCAUGUUCCCAGUAUAAUUAAGCUACGUAAACUUAUUAGUGACUUCUCUAUCUUCAUGUCCAUACUAAUGUUUGUUGGUCUCGAUGUAUUGUUUGGACUGAAUACUCCUAAACUGCAAGUGCCUACUGAUUUUAAGCCCACUCGCUUAGAUCGAGGAUGGUUUGUGUUCCCAUUCGGUAAGAAUCCAUGGUGGAUCUACUUGGCCAGCGCCCUUCCAGCUCUGCUGGUUACCAUCUUGAUCUUCAUGGACCAGCAAAUCACAGCUGUCAUAGUCAAUAGGAAGGAGCACAAACUGAGGAAAGCGGCAGGCUAUCACCUGGACUUGUUCUGGGUGGGGGUCCUGAUGGCCGUGUGCUCAUUCAUGGGGCUGCCUUGGUACGUUGCUGCCACGGUCAUUUCCAUAGCCCACAUCGACAGCUUAAGGAUGGAGACGGAGACCAGCGCGCCAGGGGAGCAGCCACAGUUCCUGGGAGUGAGGGAGCAGAGAGUCACCGGAAUCAUUGUCUUUGUCCUGACUGGGAUAUCCGUCUUCCUGGCUCCAAUUCUGAAGUAUAUUCCGAUGCCGGUGCUGUAUGGUGUCUUUCUCUACAUGGGAGUUGCCUCUCUGAAUGGCAUUCAGUUCUGGGACCGCUGCAAGCUCUUCCUGAUGCCAGCCAAGCACCAGCCUGACUACGCCUUCCUUCGCCAUGUGCCCCUGCGGCGGAUCCACCUCUUCACCCUGGUGCAGAUCAUCUGCCUAGCCAUCCUCUGGGUCCUGAAGUCCACUGUGGCGGCUAUUAUCUUCCCUGUGAUGAUUUUAGCCUUAAUCUUAGUGAGGAAAAUGCUGGAUUUCGUCUUUUCCCAACACGACCUGGCCUGGAUUGAUAACAUCAUCCCCGAGAGAGAGAAAAAGAAGGAAGACGACAAGAAGAAGAAGAAGAAAGGCAACAAAGGGGAAGAGGAGAGUGAGGAUGAGCCUCGGUUCCCAACACCCUCAGUUAUAAAGAUCCCAAUGGAACCCGUCCAAUCAGACCCCCAAAAUGGUAUCCAUUGCAUUACCAGAAAGAGGUCCUCCAGCUGGAGCUUUGCGUUCUGA